GUUACUAUGCAGUUCGUGUUGGUCAUGAACCAGGAAUAUACUUGUCGCCGAAACAAUGUAAAGAACAGAUUCAUGAAUAUCCUGGUGCCUUGUAUAAAAAAUUUGAUACAAGACAGCAGGCUGAGGAUUUUAUUAAACCAAUAGAAGAUAUUAGAAACAAUCUAUCAGUUUGGUCAGUUUGGACUGAUGGUUAUUGUUAUAAUUGUAAAGAAAUAAAUGGUAAAAAACAAUAUCUAGGAAAACUAAAUUCAAUUGCUGGAAUAGGAGUAUUUUUUGCUGACAAUGAUGAUCGAAAUCUGUCCGAAAGAUUACCAGGCGAAAUUCAAACAAACAACCGAGCUGAAUUAUAUGCUGCUAUUCGUGCAUUAGAAAUUGUCGAUAAACAACAAGAUAUUAUUUUAAACACAGAUAGUUCAAAAAAGAAAUUUACUAGAUUAGAAUUACCUACAUCCAAAAGAUUAAUCGAUCAUUAUUUUAUCAAGAAAUCAGUUGAUAACUCAGAAAAUGCAAACGAUUCUUAUAUUGAUGAAUUUAUCCGUAUGUUUAUUGAAAAGAGAAUCGAUAAAUGGUUAAAGAAUGGUUGGGUCACAGGAAAAGAAAAAAACAAAUUGAAAGCACCUAAAGAUAUUUGUUUACGAAUCAAUGAGAUAAUCAAAAAUAGAAAAAAU
Molecule: messenger RNA, 668 nt
Organism: Racocetra persica
Lineage: Eukaryota; Fungi; Glomeromycota; Glomeromycetes; Diversisporales; Gigasporaceae
Source: the annotation of a GenBank genome assembly